This is a messenger RNA of Eucalyptus grandis, 774 nucleotides long. Its product is annotated as SH2 domain-containing protein A-like. Gene Ontology annotation, molecular function: RNA polymerase II cis-regulatory region sequence-specific DNA binding; DNA-binding transcription factor activity, RNA polymerase II-specific. The coding region runs from base 1 to 774 and encodes 257 amino acids. The record is from RefSeq and is a predicted model, not a curated record. Lineage: Eukaryota; Viridiplantae; Streptophyta; Magnoliopsida; Myrtales; Myrtaceae. The transcript has 6 exons. Gene Ontology annotation, biological process: regulation of transcription by RNA polymerase II; signal transduction.
AUGUCGAGGGUGCGCGGCGGCGACGGUGGCGAACCCGGCGGUGGCGACGGUGGUAGCGUUCUCGCACCGAAGGAUCCGGCGAUGGCGCGACGAAAGAAAAGCAAGUCUGCGGAUGAGUCGUGUGACCGUGUGAGAGAGGUGAACUCAGAUGUCAAGGAUGGUUUCCCAAUUCUCGUUUUGAAUGGAGAUAAGAGACUCACGCUUCUGCCAUCGCUUCCUCCACAAAAAGAAUCUCCUGAUUCUGAGGUUUCUCCUUUUUCAAGUGAAAAAUCAUACACUUCUUCAGAUAGCAAGUUUCCAUUUGGAAAAUGGGUCCAUGUUGGCUGUCAGGUCUCAAGUGAACUUUUACGGCUUCACAGUGACGGGGAAGUGGUGGAUGAGAAGCCCCUAAGUGCCUCAAAAGAAGGAGAAUCUAGCCCUUUAAGGAAAAUAAGUUUGGUUAGUACCAGUGGAACUGAUGAUGGUAUAGAAGGUUAUUUAUACAGUCCAAAGGUCUUGCACCCUUCUUCAUCCAUUGAGGAUCAUUAUAAGGACUCACCUGUACACUUAGCUAUUGACAAGUCAUCUGCUUCUGACAUAGAAGAAGGUAGUGAUGGUGUCUGGAGUAUCGUGGGUGGAAAGGCAUCGUGUCGGAGGAACUUUGCGUUGGAUGUUGUCUUGCUAGAUGCCUUUGGCCAGAUUGUGAAUAAGGAAAUGGAGGUUGUUGCUUCACUUUUGUAUGCUAACAGUGGGUCACUGGUGGAGAAACCAGUGAUGAUGAAGCCCCGCCGUUGA